Messenger RNA from Staurois parvus, 324 nucleotides. NCBI's taxonomy places the organism in Eukaryota, Metazoa, Chordata, Amphibia, Anura, Ranidae. The record is from the annotation of a GenBank genome assembly.
CAUUUUUAUUCAAGUGUCAUCAUAUUGUGCUCCUUCAAAACAACCACACUGUCUUUUUCCAGAGCAGCCUGUAUUUUUCUUGCGGUUACCUAUGGGUUUCCCUUUGUAUCCCGAACAAUUCUGGCAGUUAUGGCUGUAAUCUUUCUUGGUCUACCUGACCUUGGCUAUAACUAGAGAUUGAUGGCGAAUUAUUCAAAAAUUCGCUAUAACAGUACUGAUUGGCAUAUUCAAGGCUUUGGACAUCUUAUUAUGUCCUUUUCCAUCUUUAUAAAGUCCCAUUACCUUGUUUCGCAGGACUUUUGACAGUUCUUUUCUGAUCCCCAU